Molecule: messenger RNA, 1326 nt
Organism: Thlaspi arvense
Lineage: Eukaryota; Viridiplantae; Streptophyta; Magnoliopsida; Brassicales; Brassicaceae
Source: the annotation of a GenBank genome assembly
AUGUUACGUGAAAACACACCCAUGGAGGAAUUGAUCAACUAUAUCAUUGCUCUUCAACUAGCUCAGGAAGCUGCUCCCGUAAGGACUUGGGAACUAGCUCAGGAAGCUGCUCCCAAAAGGACUUGGGAAGUUCUUGGUGAUGGGGAUUCAUCGAGUGGCACUGCCACUGCCAAUGUGGGGGAGAAGUCAAAUUCAAAGGGUAAAGGAAUAAAAAUUGAAGAGAAGAAGGCAUCUCCAGACUUUGUUGACAGAGGGAAGAAACGUCAAAGACCCCGACAUGUGGGAGGCUCAAGUUCGAUGAUGGAAACCCCGAGGAUGCAAGAUGAGCCCGGACAUGUGGGAGACUCAAGUUCGAUGAUGGUAACCUUGAGGAUGCAAGAUGAGCCCGGACAUGUGGGAGGCUCAAGUUCGAUGAUGGUAACUCCGAGGAUGAUGCAAUAUGAGCCCGGACAAGUGGGAGGCUCAAGUUCGAUGACGGUAACCUCGAGGAUGAUGCAAUAUGAGCCCGGACUUGUGGGAGGCUCAAGUUCGAUGAUGGUAACCCCGAGGAUGAUGCAAUAUGAGCCCGGACAUGUGGGAGGCUCAAGUUCGAUGAUGCUAACCCUGAGGAUGCAAUAUGAGUCGAAACGGAGAGCAUCCGAGUUCCCCAGUGCAAUGCAGCCAAGUUUGUCGAGGCGAAGACCUUAUUUCUUCUACGCAAACCUGGGAGAGCUGUCUUUCGAAUGGUGGUUUAAGGUCUCUAAGUUCCUGUUUGAAAUUCAACCAGUGAAUGUGGAUACUAGUAUGUUCUCCGGAUUUUACAGGAAAGAAGUAUACGUGCAUGACCUCCCAACUGAAAACAGGUGUGGUAUACUCACACAGCCAAAAUUGAGUAUGUUUGAUGAAAAAAAUCCUGAAAAGUUAGAGUAUCUGAUGGGGUAUCCGCCGUACCACACUGCUGGUGUAAAGUUGGCUGAAAGAUUGAAGUUGCUUGAUUAUUGCUUCCAAACCGAUACAUUGGGUUACCACAUCUCAGGGAUCAAGGCUUAUGAAGUCGGUGGUGCUGAAAUCGCCUUAAGCCGCUUGAGGAUUCAUCUGAGAUGUGUUACUUCGAGACAAACCGGAGAGCUUGUGCAGAUUGAAGACAUCGCUAGCGUAAGGACAAAGACGCUGGAGGAUUUGGUGGAGAGGUUUGGAGGUUUUGACCUGAUCAUCUGCCAAAACCCACCAGCACCAGCUGAUCUCUCUGAAGGAAGCUCGGGAACCAAAGCCUGUGCAUUUCAGUAUCUGCUGUUCCAAGAGUGCGUUCGCAUCAUAAGGCGUGCUAGAGAUGUGAUGGAGUUAUAA